Cynocephalus volans (Philippine flying lemur) is the source of this 2906-nucleotide messenger RNA. It is a transcript of the gene ADPRH, whose product is annotated as ADP-ribosylarginine hydrolase. Gene Ontology annotation, biological process: protein de-ADP-ribosylation. Gene Ontology annotation, molecular function: magnesium ion binding; ADP-ribosylarginine-[protein] hydrolase activity. Bases 835 to 1923 code for a protein of 362 amino acids. The record is from RefSeq and is a predicted model, not a curated record. The transcript has 4 exons. Lineage: Eukaryota; Metazoa; Chordata; Mammalia; Dermoptera; Cynocephalidae.
CGACACCCCAUCCCCCACCCCCCAAAAGCAGAGGACUGUCCUGGAGCAGCUGCCCAGACCGUGACUGCGAGUGUGUGGUUUGGGUGCGAGAGACGCUGCGUGAAAGGCGCGGAGGAGUUGGAGUCACAGCGUUCCGAAGGCGGGAGACUAGGGCGCUAUGUGUGAAGGUUAAUAGGAUUUCCAGCGCAGAAGAUGCCGGUCCUGCCCCCUCCACCCCGCUGCUCCCACCUCGCAAAAGCACCCCUCGGAGUGGAGGAGCAGGGCCAGAAGGAGUUAGAGAAAGGCAGCCGAGGGCAUCGAGAGUGAGGGUAUGGCGGGGUUAAAAGUCCUCCUUUGGACUCCCCAGCCUCUGAAACUGUAAGAAAUAAACUUUAUUUCUUCAUUAAAAUUUUUUAAAGAGUCCUCAGAGGCCAACUAAGCUCAGUCCUGAAAAUCUCAGCGCAGGAGGGGACCUCUGGGAACAUCUACAUCGCCCUCGUCCCACACCCUCCAAUUCACAGCUGGGAAAAGCCAGGUCCUGAGCGGACUGCCUGCAGUCACACAACUGAUUCCUGGCAGAGUUAGGUCUAGUAACCCGCACACACUCCGGUUCCUAGGCUCCGUGUAUACGUGAUAAGGUAGGAAAAGGACGUUUCAGAAGCACCCUUUGUGAGCUAGGAGACAUGAGCAGUGACUGGUACUGGAGUGCCCAGCCCACCUUCCUGGCUUCCUCCUCCAGGAGCUUGCUAGCCGGCAUCGCCCGCCACAGCACUGCAGCUGGAGAAGCGCUCCCGGAAGCCCUGAGGCUUGAACUAGACCCCGAGUACAUAGUGUUUAGCCUCUCCGGAUCCCAGCAUGUGUGGGGGGCGGACCGAGAGGUACGUGGCUGCCAUGGUGCUGAGUGCAGCUGGAGACGCCUUGGGGUACUUCAAUGGAAAGUGGGAGUUCCUCCGUGACGGGGAGAAGAUACACCGGCAGCUGGCCCAGUUGGGUGGCUUGGACGCCAUAGACGUGGGAAGGUGGAGAGUCAGCGACGACACAGUGAUGCACUUGGCCACGGCGGAAGCCCUCGUGGAAGCCGGGAAAGCUCCCACGUUGGCUCGACUGUAUUCUCUCCUCGCUAAGCAUUACCAAGACUGCAUGGGAGACAUGGACGGCCGGGCACCAGGCGGCGCCUCGGUGCAGAACGCCAUGCUGCUGGAGCCGGACAAGGCCAACGGCUGGAGGAUCCCCUUCAACAGCCAUGAGGGUGGCUGUGGGGCUGCCAUGCGGGCCAUGUGCAUAGGUCUCAGAUUUCCUCACUACAGCCAGCUGGACACGCUGGUCCAAGUGAGCAUCGAGAGUGGCCGAAUGACCCACCACCACCCAACAGGCUACCUCGGCGCCCUUGUGUCUGCUCUUUUUACUGCCUAUGCCGUGAAUGGCAAAGCACCCUGGCAAUGGGGAAAAGGACUGAUGGAGGUGCUACCAGAAGCUAAAAAGUAUAUUGUCCAAUCAGGCUACUUUGUGGAGGAGAAUCUUCAACACUGGUUCUACUUCCAAAACCAAUGGGAAAAGUACCUAAAACUUAGAGGGCUUUUGGAUGGCAAAUCAGCCCCUACCUUCCCUAAGCCCUUCGAUGUAAAAGAGAGGGAUCAGUUCUACACCUCCCUGAGCUAUUCUGGCUGGGGCGGCAGCAGUGGACACGAUGCCCCCAUGAUUGCCUAUGAUGCCGUCCUUGCUGCAGGAGAUUCCUGGAAGGAGCUUGCCCACCGAGCCUUUUUCCAUGGCGGAGAUAGUGAUUCUACAGCUGCCAUUGCUGGCUGCUGGUGGGGGGUUAUGUAUGGUUUUAAAGGAGUGAUUCCUUCCAACUAUGAGAAACUGGAAUACAGAAACCGACUGGAAGAGAUUGGUAGGGCUUUAUAUUCUCUUGGGUCAAAGGAAGACACUGUAAUUUCCCCUUAGGGAGAUGAGAUGUUCAUUUCUGGUAGUCCCUUUUCUGCUCAGUUUCUUCUCACUUUUUCCAAAGUCAAGAGUCUUACCCUUGUAUUCAGGAAAUUUCAGAUAACAAGUCCCUUGGGCACCUUAAGCUCAAUCUUUCCAGACUCAUCCUGUUCUCCCUGAAUCUAUCACUCUUCUUAUAAUGAAGAGUCUUUUAUCUCAGUUGAUGGAGUCAGUGUCUCCCAAACUAGAAAUCUCAUAGUCUAAUAUUUGAGUCUUCAUUUACAUUAUGUGAUUGUUCACUAAGUGUUUCCUGUUUGUCUUAGAUUGGGUCCACUCCCUGCUCCCCAAAGUGGGUUUGAGCACAAGUAGUUUAUUUGGGAGGUGAUUCCAGGAAACACUGGUAGGAGAAUGAGGAAGUGAGACUGGGGAGAGAAGGGAGCCAGGGUAGGGUGUGUCAAUGAGCAGGUUUCUACUGUGGGCGAUUGGGGUCAGUCCAUCUGGGCCCUCUGUCUAAGGCAGUUCUCAGAGUUGUCUCACCCGAAGGGCAAGCAGACCUGCGGAAUUUACCCACUGACUUUCAUCUGACUUUAGUUGAGGACCACUCCCAGAGAUGCCAACUCCCUGGUCCUUCUUGGCUUGCCUUGUGUGCAAGCCAAACAUGAAUGUCUUCAGAUGAAGACUCAGAGAUGUGUGCGGUGGCAAGCUGUAGGGUGCCUAGGAACAGUGAGGGGUAUAUGGGGGGGUCCUAACAACAUCUGCUGGACUGUUCUACCUCCUAAAUAUACUUUGAAUCCAUCACCUUUUUUACCUUCCUGCACUGAGUAUUUUUCGGCUGGAUUCCUGCUAUCCAAGCUACUCAAGGCUGGGGAGAUGCUUCUCCUUGCUGCUUUUGGUAAUUGUCAUGUUACCAGUUUUGUUAUUGUCUAUCUGCUUGUCUGUGUUCUCCUGUAGACAGAACCUAGUACAAUGCAUGAGCAUACAAUACACAAUCAGUAUACAAUAAA